Messenger RNA from Musca domestica (house fly), 3270 nucleotides. It is a transcript of the gene CtBP, whose product is annotated as C-terminal-binding protein. The record is from RefSeq and is a predicted model, not a curated record. Gene Ontology annotation, molecular function: transcription corepressor activity; oxidoreductase activity, acting on the CH-OH group of donors, NAD or NADP as acceptor; NAD binding. The transcript is spliced from 8 exons. NCBI's taxonomy places the organism in Eukaryota, Metazoa, Arthropoda, Insecta, Diptera, Muscidae. Bases 1601 to 2995 code for a protein of 464 amino acids.
CACCGCACUACAUUUUACGGGUAUCUACAGAAAAUACAACUUAAAAAACACGAAAAAUAAGUUUAUGGUAAUUUGUUAUAACCUAGCUUCGAUUUUUCAUCAACAAAGUGUAAUUAUUUUACAUAUACAUAUUUAAAAUGUGCAAAUAUAAUCAGUUGAAAUGAAAGGAAUUUCAUCAGCAGCAAAGAUGUGUUUUGGUUGAUAGAAAGAAUCUAAAGCAAGCGGACGAGUAAGAUGUAGAGAGUGGCGAAUUGGUUGCAAUCGGCGUCAUUAAUUGUACUAAACCAGAAAAGUUGCCGUGUUGUUCGUUGAUUUCUAUAACAUUUUCCGCCAUUUUGAAAUAUACGAGUGUAAAGUUGGAAUUUUUAUGGACGCGUUGCUUAAAGAUAAUAAAAAUCGGAAAUUUUUGUGUAUUUUCUGAAAAAAAUUUGCUAUAAAAUAUGUCAGAGUUGUGUAAAUAAUCAAAGGCUGAUGGAGCACAAGUGAUUUCAAUGAAAUACUCGCAAUAAAAUUGUGAAAAGCAAAAACAGCAUUUUCUUUUACGUUCUGCUGCCUGAUGAGUAGCCGCCGCGCGACAAAGAAAAAACUCGAACGAAAAAGUAACACAAACACGCAUACAUACAACAGCGAAAGACCCCUGCCGAAGAAGCAUAGAAAAGUGGAAAGCAACCAGAAAUUUAAUGUUUAAAAAUUGUUUUUAUUAAAUCGUCGUUGUCGUUUUUUUAACAAGUGUGCUAUUGUUGUUGUUGAUUUGUUUUCCAUCUGAAAAAAUACGAAAAGAAAAAGUAAAUUGUGAAAGUUUUUGUUUCCCCAACCAUUCGAUUCGUUCGCUCGUUUCUUGAGUGCGUUUUUUUUUGCAGAUAAUCAUCAUAGUAAGGCCGUGAUGAUGAUCUGAUAUUAAUUCUAAUUAUGGAGCACACAACGUGAUGGAGUUGUCGAAGCGCCAAAUAAAUAUCAACAAAAUUUCACACAAACGCCGAAAUUAGAAGUCAUCAAAAACAAAAACGUGAACACAGCUUUAGCAAAUUGCAACCAACCGAGCAACUUGAAGAAAUUAUAACAACCUACAACAAAGAAGAAGAGGACACAAGAAUCGACAAAAAAAAAUCAUUUGCAGCAACGCAAGAAAUCACAUUGAACUUGAAUUCAAACAUACUGGAGAACAGCAACCAUAACCACAUAACAACAAAAAACAAGACUAGGAAGAAAAUUGCAAAAUCAUCACAUUUGUUUAGACUCGUCGUGUAGUGUAUAUUAUUUUUCACUUUUUAUUUCAACUUUUAAAUGAUUUUAAUUUGAAAGUGUUCGAAGGCACACUAAACAUCCCACAACAAACAAAUAUUCAGACAGCAACGAAAAGAAAUAAAACUGGGCGUGCUUUCCUAUCAGCAAUAAUAGCAAAGUGAUAAGAGAAAAAAGUGUUCGGUUUAAAAAGGAAAGUAGCAAUAUCGGGACAUUGAAGGGUAACACAAACUGUCGUCAUCGUCACAAUUGCAAGACGGCGAGAGGAAGAAAACAAUAUUCUAUAUAAAAUCAUAAUAUUGUGUAAAGACAUAGGCAACUUUUAAGUCAACCCUCAACACCGCCCCUCAUCACCAUCAUGGAUAAGAACAUGAUGUUGCCUAAACGUUCACGUUUGGAUGUCAAAGGCCCCUUUGCCAAUGGUCCCAUGCAGGCUCGGCCAUUGGUUGCAUUAUUAGACGGUCGUGAUUGUUCCAUCGAAAUGCCAAUAUUGAAAGAUGUUGCCACUGUGGCGUUUUGUGAUGCUCAAAGCACAUCAGAAAUACAUGAAAAGGUUUUAAAUGAAGCUGUGGGCGCUCUUAUGUGGCAUACUAUAAUUUUAACAAAAGAAGAUCUGGAAAAGUUUAAAGCAUUACGUAUUAUUGUACGAAUCGGCAGUGGUACUGAUAACAUAGAUGUUAAGGCAGCUGGUGAACUUGGCAUUGCAGUCUGCAAUGUACCCGGUUAUGGUGUAGAAGAAGUGGCUGAUACGACAAUGUGUUUGAUAUUAAAUUUAUACCGAAGAACCUAUUGGUUAGCGAAUAUGGUGCGAGAAGGCAAAAAAUUUACCGGCCCUGAACAAGUUCGAGAAGCUGCACAUGGUUGUGCAAGAAUUCGAGGGGAUACAUUAGGUUUAGUUGGCUUGGGACGCAUUGGUAGUGCAGUUGCAUUGAGAGCAAAAGCAUUUGGCUUCAACGUAAUAUUCUACGAUCCAUACCUACCAGAUGGUAUUGAUAAAUCGUUGGGCCUAACUCGUGUUUACACUCUGCAAGAUUUACUGUUCCAAUCAGAUUGUGUAUCACUGCAUUGUACACUUAAUGAACAUAAUCAUCAUUUAAUUAAUGAAUUCACAAUUAAACAGAUGCGACCUGGUGCAUUCUUAGUAAACACUGCACGGGGUGGUCUGGUGGAUGACGAGACUUUAGCACUUGCCCUAAAGCAAGGUAGAAUAAGAGCCGCUGCACUGGAUGUACACGAAAAUGAACCCUUCAAUGUAUUCCAAGGCGCCCUUAAAGACGCUCCCAACCUAAUAUGUACACCACAUGCCGCCUUCUUUAGUGAUGCAUCCGCAACAGAGUUGCGGGAAAUGGCUGCAACGGAAAUACGACGAGCCAUUGUCGGCAAUAUACCAGAUGUUUUAAGGAAUUGUGUUAAUAAGGAAUAUUUCAUGAGGACACCAGCAUCAGCAGUUGCUGCCGCCGCUGCGUCAGUUUAUUCAGAAGGAUUAAAUGGCGGAUAUUAUACAGGCGCACUUCAACAGGCUCACAGUACUACACCUCACGAUGUCCCACAUAGUGUAGGAGCCGCUCUGGCACCGCCAACCACCCCCUCAAAUGUCAAUCCAUCGCCAGUACCAACGGUACCGCCGAUCCAUGUAUUGCCACAGGUUGGAUUGCAGCUAGGACUUGUGAGUAGUAAAUCGCCCCAGACGGCGCCCGACCCUAAUAAUCAUCAUCCAUCCACAUCUAAGCCAGAGUCAUCGGAGGUUCAAUAGUUCAAACACGCCACCACCAGUUUCAACAAUAAAACUGCAACCAAUAACAAUGCUUCUUCAUUUCAUUUAAGGACAUUCGAUGGAAACACACUUUAGAAGUGCCAUUGAUAAAAAAGUAAACAAAGUAAAAUCAGCAGGAAUUUAUGUAAACACCGAUUCAUUCAUCUCUUAUCCAUAACCACUUCCUUAUUUCUUCAACAAGGUCGACGCUACUUUGUGUAUAUCCCCCUGUAUGUAAACAAUAAAAGAUAAUGCUGUGUUUCGACAUAACCUAA